UGCACGCUGGGAUAUUUAAGUCUCCUCCGCGGCGCGGAGCCGCAAUGUCUCCGGCGGCUGCGGCGGCUGGCGGAGGCGAUCCACGGCGGCCGGCAUUGGGCCUGCGGGAGGGCCGGGGCCGGACCCGGGGCUGCGGUGGAUUGGCGGGCGCUGCGGCGCUCGGCUUAGCGCUCCUCGGCCUCGCGCUUUACUUGGUGCCGGCGGCGGCCGCAUUGGCCUGGCUGGCCGUGGGGGCGAGCGCAGCCUGGUGGGGCCUGAGCCGCGAUCCCCGCGGACCUCGCGGCCUUUCCUCGCUCGUGCGCGACGCGCGACGCCAGCCGCGAACCGCGCUCACCUCCUCGGCGCUUCCCGCCAAGUCGGCGGUUAACGGUAACCUCCGGGAGCCCCGCAGCCCACUCGGAGGCCCCGACCCCGCCGAGCUCUUGCUCAUGGGCAGCUACCUGGGUAAACCCGGCCCACCGCAGCCUGCCUUCGCUCAGGAGGCCAGGGACCCGCCGGACAGGCCCAGCCGCCGCACGCCCACACUCUCCCCACCGCCGGCACCCGCCGCCCAGCGCGUCCAUCAUGUCUACCCCGCGCUCCCCACCCCACUCCUACGAGCCUCCCGAAGGCCUCCGCACCGGGAUUGUGGGACAUUAUCCAAUCGGUUUAUCAUAACACCUCGAAGACGCUAUCCAAUCCAGCAGGCCCAGUAUUCUUUGCUGGGGUCACUGCCAACAGUGUGUUGGAAUGGUGGUCACAAGAAGGCCGUGCUGUCUGCUCGGAAUUCAAGGAUGGUGUGUAGCCCUGUGACAGUGAGGAUUGCUCCUCCAGACAGCAAGCUGAUGCGCUCGUCAAUGCCAGAGCAGACACUCAACUCCACACUGUCCUCACCAUCAAGUAAUGCCCCAGACCCAUGUGCAAAGGAGACAGUGCUGAGCGCCCUCAAAGAGAAGAAGAAAAGGACAGUGGAAGAAGACGACCAGCUAUUCCUUGAUGGCCAAGAAAACAAGAGAAGGCGCCAUGAUAGCAGUGGGAGCGGGCAUUCAGCAUUUGAGCCCCUUGUGGCCAACGGAGUUCCUGCUGCUUUUGUGCCUAAGCCUGGCUCUCUGAAGAGAGGCCUGGCUUCCCAGAACUCAGAAGACCACUUGAACAAGCGUUCUCGCACCUCCUCUGUGAGCUCCCUGACCAGCACAUGCACAGGAGGCAUCCCUAGCUCCAGCCGCAAUGCUAUCACCAGCUCCUACAGCUCCACCCGUGGCAUCUCGCAGCUGUGGAAGAGGAGUGGCCCCACAUCAUCUCCCUUCUCCAGUCCAGCCUCCUCCCGCUCCCAGACACCAGAGAGGCCAGCCAAGAAAACAAGAGAGGAGGAGCCAUGCCAGCCUUCCAGCUCUUCAGCUCCCCUGGUGACAGACAAAGAGUCCCAAGGAGAAAAGGUUGCAGAUACAACACCCCGGAAGCAGCAGAGUUCAUGGACUUCUCCAUCCACGCCUGGCAGCUCUGGGCAGCGCAAACGCAAGAUUCAACUGCUGCCCACACGGCGAGGGGACCAGCUAACCCUGCCUCCUCCCCCCGAGCUUGGCUAUUCCAUCACUGCCGAGGACCUGGAGAUGGAGAGGAAAGCCUCACUGCAGUGGUUUAACAAAGUCUUGGAGGACAAGAUUGAUGCUGCCUCUACCUCAGUCUCUGAAACCCCACCCACCAUCCAGCCUUCCUUUACUUUCACUCUGCCUGCUGCGGGGCCUGCUCCCUCACCAGCUCCCAGCCCUAACCCACUGUUAGAAAGCUUGAAGAAGAUGCAGGACUCUCCAGCCCCGCCCUCCUCAGAACCCGCUGAGGCAGCAACCACCACUGCUGCCCCUUCACCUCUGAAGACACCCAGCCUCUUGGCCUCUCUUGGCUCACCAUCAACUGGGCCCCUGCCAGCCACAUCGUCGGAUACCAAACCCACAGCCGCCUCCCUUGGCCUGGCCCAGACUUCAUCGCCAACACCACUCACUGACACCAAGUCCCCUGCAGCUCCACAGGCUGAACCAUCUGUCAGCACCCCAGCAUCCAAGGCCCCCUCCCCAACUCCAAAGCCCAGCAUGCUCUUUGGCAUGCUAAGUCCACCUGCCAGCAUUUCCUCCCCCACCACUCCCAGCACAACUACUGCUUCUCCCAUGUUCAAGCCCAUUUUUCUGGCCACACCUAAAAGCGAGAGUGUCAGCCCCUUGCCAGCCAGCUCCUCUGCCACCACUGCAGCCUCAUCCAGCACCACCCUCCCCACGACAGCCAGCAGCACAGCCCCCACUUUCAAGCCCAUCUUUGGCAGCUUGGGGCCCCCUCCAGCCAUGCCCAUCGUAGCUGCCUUCUCCCUGAAGACAACUGCCACAGCCACAACUGCAGCCACAUCGGCCCCACUCUUCACUGGCCUGUGCACUGCCACCUCCACAGUGGCUUCUGGUACCACAGCCUCUGCCUCAAAGCCCAUCUUCGGCUUUGGGGUGAACACUGUGGCCAGCACCUCAAGCAGCACCACCAUGACUUCGGCCUCCCAACCACUCCUCUUCGGGGGAGCCCCCCCUGCCACUGCUGCCAGUUCCACCCCGGCUUUGGCUUCCAUCUUCCAGUUCGGCAGGCCCCCAGCCCCAGCAGCAUCUGCAGCAGGCACCUCCUUCGGCCAGCCCCUGGCCAGCACUGCCCAGACAGCCACCAGCAGCAGCAGUGGCACUGCUGGCUUCAGUGGCUUUGGCAGCACCCUCACCACCUCCACUUCUGCGCCCACCACCAGCAGCCAGCCCACUCUGACUUUCAGCAGCACUGUCACCCCCACCUUCAACAUUCCAUUUGGCUCCAGCGCCAAGGCUGCACUCCCACCCUUUGGAGGCACUAGCUCCCAACCCACCUUUGGAGCCACUGAGGGGCCACAGCAGGGGGUCACCAAGCCAGCAGUUGCCCCAAGCUUUGGCAGCUCUUUCACUUUUGGCAGCUCUGUGGCCUCAGCCCCAUCAGCAGCCCCAACAUCAGCCACCUUUGGCAGCGCUGCACAAUCUGUUUUCGGGGGUUUGAAAGCCACAGUCUCCACUUUUGGCACCCCUGCCAGCACACAGCCAGCCUUUGGCAGCACCACAUCCCUUUUCUCCUUUGGUGCAGCCACCACCUCUGGCUUUGGUGCCACCACGCAGACCACCAGCAAUGGGACCAGCAGCUCUGUGUUUGGCAGCUCGGCUCCUUCCCCAUUCACAUUUGGGGGCUCAGCAGCCCCAGCUGGCAGUGGGGGCUUUGGGCUCAGUGCAGCCACCCCUGGUACCAGUUCCACCUCUGGAACUUUCAGCUUUGGAGCUGGACAGAGCGGGACCACAGGCACCACCACCCCCUUUGGGGGAGGCUUAAGUCAGAAUACCCUGGGCACACCCAGCCAGACCUCGCACUUCGCCUUCAAUGUAGGCAGCACACCUGAGAGCAAGCCUGUAUUUGGAGGCACAUCCACACCCACUUUUGGGCAAGGCACCCCUGCCCCUGGAGUGGGCACCGCGGGCAGCAGCCUCUCCUUUGGGACCUCCUCAACACCCACCCAAGGCUUUGUUGGAGUUGGGCCUUUCGGCUCAACAGCACCUUCAUUUUCCAUUGGCGCGGGAUCCAAAACCCCAGGGGCUCGCCAGCGGCUGCAGGCCCGAAGACAGCAUACCCGCAAGAAGUAGCCUGCCUCCUAUCCUGUCCCCACCUUGCCUGAACCUGGACCUCAGCCUGCUAGGAAGAGCCUCAACCCUUGAAUUCCAUAACAAACCCAGCCCAUCACCAGGGCAGAAGGUGGUCUGAUCCUCCCAGAGGAAGCAGGCGCCCCAGGGAGGGGCAGAAGCCCAAUACCUUUACUUGAACAGCACAUGGUGAGGCUGGAGAACUAAACAUCUGUACAUAUCGUCCUCUCGCUUCACUGGCGCUUAUUUAGUGUAUAACCUAGGCAACCUCCCUUUUCCUUGAGCACCAUCUUUGCCAGAGGAUCCUGGUGUGCAUCGGAUGGGACUGGGGAACGCAUGUCCCUGAGCUUUACCUGUUUGGCUUGCCCAUGACAAGUGGUCUCUUCCUUGACUCCUUCAGGGACUCUUUCCCCAUUACUUGCUGCUUUUUCACCCGUGGUCCUCUACAAAGCUUAACCCUUUCUACAUGACAUGAAAUCUUGCUUUGCCUUGGAGACUCAAAUGGGCAUUGUGUCGCCCCUUCCUGCCAAGUUUACGUGUUUCAUCUCCGGCUCCUCUACCAGUCCAGCCUCUGAAGGUUGGUGGCUAAAGACCAUUAGGCUGGCAGAGCCAGGGGAGACCUUUGCUCCAGGAGGAGUCCCAGGGUAGGCAGAACAACCUGCCACCGCUUCUAGCUGCCUCUUCACUGGCCCACCACCCCACGGGUCAUUUUGCCUCUCCGGGAUUGUAUGUUCCAAACCUUGUCCUGUGUUUGUCUGAUGCUCACGUGUUGCUCUUUGAAUCGAGUUUGGAGGAAGAAUUGAAUUGUAUGUGUGGCGGCAUGUUAGUAAUGCCGGACUUAAUGUCUCAAGCCUCCUGGGCCUGAAUAAUUGAAUGCGAAAAGUGGCACCGCGUGACAGCCAUAGCGCUGACUCCUGAAUUCUCAAUGUUUUGACUUUUAAGGGUUGGCAGCCCAAGAGACGGCCUGGGGGAACAGAGACCUCUUACCUCCAUUGCUCCCCACCCAUUUACUUCCCCCUAACCCAGGUGCAAGCAUUCCCUGCCUCUUAGGAGACCUAGAUUAAGUGAGCAUACUUGAGGUUCCUUAGCUGUGUCAAACAGGGCCCUCUCAACCUGUCCCUUCAUCUCCUUCCAGAAAUACACCCUCAGGCCCCAGACUGGCUGCCAUGCCGUCUCUUUGGGAAAAGUAUGAAUGCGUGUGUCUAAAUUAAAAGAAAAAAAUAUUUAAACAUUUUUUAACAAAAUAAAAAUUUAUUUUUGUAUUUAAGCUAAAUUGCCUUUUAAAUUCCUUCAAGCUUGGUUCACUGAGGUGGUUAAGUAUAAAUGCUGUUGAACAGUAGGGGUUAGUUAUAUAGUUAAGUUAUGCCUGUGUGAAGGAGGGGUUUAAGUCUGUCCCCGAAGCUUUCCUGAGGGGCAGCGCUCCUUCUGGAUGCAUUGUAUAAACGUGAUUUCUUAUUUUAUAAACAAUGUGAUGUAGCUGUAAGCGAUCCCUCCCUUUGUGACUGGGGUUGUAUGUUUCGUGGCAGGGUUAGGCUGGGCCUGGUGGAGCCAAGGAAGUAGCUGGACCUCACCUCAUGUCCCACAUACCUGUGAUGGGGCAGGUGGGAUCUAGACCCAAAGUUUCCACCCAUGCCAAGGGGAGGGCCUCUGCUCAGUCUGUGCUCAUUACCUCAGCUCCACAACAGGCCAGUGUCCAGGGCCCCUGAUGGUGUUCUGGCAGAGCCUUGGUGUGUGGGCACGUCAGUCCCUGCUCGUGCUGGACAGGGACGGGGGGCUGGGGCUUCAAGCCACAGACUUGAGUCCCUGUGAGUCCAGCUGGGAUUUUUAGUAUGAAUGUGAGAUUGUUCUUGCUUAUGUCAUUAAGAAUAAAACUGUGAUCUGUCAUA
Nannospalax galili (Upper Galilee mountains blind mole rat) is the source of this 5545-nucleotide messenger RNA. Its product is annotated as nuclear envelope pore membrane protein POM 121. The transcript is spliced from 13 exons. Gene Ontology annotation, biological process: protein import into nucleus; RNA export from nucleus. The record is from RefSeq and is a predicted model, not a curated record. Lineage: Eukaryota; Metazoa; Chordata; Mammalia; Rodentia; Spalacidae. Gene Ontology annotation, cellular component: nuclear pore. Gene Ontology annotation, molecular function: structural constituent of nuclear pore. The coding region runs from base 45 to 3662 and encodes 1205 amino acids.